This is a messenger RNA of Nomia melanderi (Alkali bee), 808 nucleotides long. Its product is annotated as putative glutamate receptor. NCBI's taxonomy places the organism in Eukaryota, Metazoa, Arthropoda, Insecta, Hymenoptera, Halictidae. Gene Ontology annotation, molecular function: ligand-gated monoatomic ion channel activity. The record is from RefSeq and is a predicted model, not a curated record. Gene Ontology annotation, cellular component: membrane.
GUUAACGUCGUGGCAUGUUUCGAUGAAGGAUGUCAGAAGAUUCCGGCCGCCUGGUCGCUCCGGAUGAUCGUCGUAUCGCAGUUAAUCACCGGAUCGCUGCUGGCCGGAGGAUUCAGCAGCACGCUUACCUCUUAUCUGGCGAUACGAGGGAACUCGGUGCCAUUGGCCAGCCUCGAAGACGCGUCGCGGCAACGGAGUCACUCGGUUUGCGUGAGGAACGACAGCAGCGCCUACAUCCACUUCACCGUGAACGGAUCGCCGUGGGGCGAGAUGAAGCAGGAAUGGAGGGAUCUGGUCAAUAACGGAUGCCCGGACAUGAGAGACACCGGCACGCUGGACUCGAAGCUGUGCAACCACGGUUUCGCCUACCUGGAGGUCCCGGACGUGUUCCUACCGAUUUACCGGCGAGUCCGAAACGCCUGUCGCAUCGUUCAGACGCCUCGUCGUUACUGGAGAAUGAAGAUCUCGUUCCUGCAUGCCAGGUUCGGGGAACAACGACGCGUAAUAGACACCUACCUGAUGAGAUUACGAUCGGCGGGAAUACUGAAGUAUCUCGAAGGGAAGUGGAUGUCAGAAGGGAUACGGAGCUCGGGAGUGGACGAGUCGACAGUUCAACCGGUCGAAUACGCUCAUGUUCAUCUGCUGCUGUUGGGACUCGUCUACGCGUCGGCGCUGAGCUGUCUCGUCUGCGUUCUCGAGAACGUUUGGCACAAACUUUGCGAACGGAACACGCAGGGAAGUCGUUUAAUUCCUUCUUUAUUUGAUUUACAUGUGCGCCGUUACCUCGGUAAAUAUCUCGAAUAACAUU